CGCCGCCAGCCGCCGCCGCCGCCGCCUGAGCUCUGUAGUAUGGCAUCGAGGAGAAUGGAGACCAAACCUGUGAUAACCUGUCUCAAAACCCUCCUCAUCAUCUACUCCUUCGUCUUCUGGAUCACUGGGGUGAUCCUGCUGGCUGUUGGAGUCUGGGGCAAGCUCACUCUGGGCACCUAUAUCUCCCUGAUCGCCGAGAACUCCACAAAUGCUCCCUACGUGCUCAUCGGAACUGGCACCACCAUCGUCGUUUUUGGCCUGUUUGGAUGCUUUGCUACAUGCCGUGGUAGCCCAUGGAUGCUGAAGCUGUAUGCCAUGUUCCUGUCCUUGGUGUUCCUGGCUGAGCUCGUCGCUGGCAUUUCAGGAUUUGUGUUUCGUCACGAGAUCAAGGACACCUUCCUGAGGACUUACACGGAUGCCAUGCAGAAUUACAAUGGCAACGACGAGAGGAGCCGGGCAGUGGACCAUGUGCAGCGCAGCCUGAGCUGCUGUGGUGUGCAGAACUACACCAACUGGAGCACCAGCCCCUACUUCCUGGAGCAUGGCAUCCCCCCGAGUUGCUGCAUGAACGAAACCGACUGUAAUGCCCAGGAUCUGCACAACCUGACCGUGGCCGCCACCAAAGUUAACCAGAAGGGUUGCUAUGAUCUGGUGACCAGUUUCAUGGAGACUAACAUGGGGAUCAUCGCUGGAGUGGCAUUCGGAAUCGCGUUCUCCCAGCUGAUUGGCAUGCUUCUGGCCUGCUGUCUGUCCCGGUUCAUCACGGCCAAUCAGUAUGAGAUGGUGUAAGGAGAAGUCUUUCAAGAAUGAUGGAAAAAGAGACCUGUUUUAAAAUGAAACUGCAGAAAUCUUCGAAAGACUUCCAAAGAAUGUUAGAGCACAGUGCAUAAUCCACUUGCCCUACUACCCUAACCCCCAUCCCUGCGUGCAACUGACACUCCAGCCCAGUCUCUGCUUCACCCUACAGCACUCAUCAUGUGUAGUGUCCAUCUUGUGAAGCCCUGUUGUGCCACAGAGUGUAGCCAGAUCCCCUUGCAGCUAGUCCUAGUGAACCCCCCACCCCCGACCCCCGAGGCCCUGUGUGUGCCAGCUCUUCCAUUUGUACUUGGUCCACCUGCAGCUCAUCCUAGGUGACUGGUGAUUGCACCCAUCACUGGCCCUUUUGGGGCCUGCAUGUAGUGUGGCAGGCUCUUGUAAGCCCCUCACCGUGGUCGAUAAAUGCCACACACUUUUACAUAGAUAAGCAGACAAUAGUUACCUGUUCUUUUGGCUUAAUGUUGUUUGGUUGGGUUUUCCCUUUACUAAGGCCGUUUCCUACCUUCUUUAGGCUACCUAGGACAUACACAGCGACACAUCAGUAAUUGCCCGUGAGGAGGAGAGAGCAUGUGUCAUGCAUGACGGGCAUUGUCACUGAGCAUUGGGUGGCCUCCUUUCUCAUUGUUCCAUAUCUGGGUAUGUAGGGACAGUUGAGUGUAACUUUGCCUCUCAGUUGAAACCUGUACAAUCCUGUUACAAAGCUAUACUAUUGCUUCCUGUGAAGGCAAUGACAUCACUUUUGUUUUCCCCAGUUAAUUGCAAUUGUGUUAUUUUACUUCUUCUGUAUUUUUUUUUUCUUGCGUUGACAUUACACACAUUGAAGACCUCAUCGGAUCAGUUUAAAAAUGAGUGUGAAGGGGGAACAAAAGUCAAAAUAUUUUUAAAAGAUCUUAAAAAUAAUGCCUCUGUCUAGCAUGCCAACAAGAAUGCAUUGAUAUUGUGAACAUUUGUGAUAUAUGUAUUAAUAAAUAGAGCAAUUACAAA
Molecule: messenger RNA, 1800 nt
Organism: Oryctolagus cuniculus (rabbit)
Lineage: Eukaryota; Metazoa; Chordata; Mammalia; Lagomorpha; Leporidae
Gene: TSPAN7
Product: tetraspanin 7
Cellular component (GO): plasma membrane
Source: RefSeq, a predicted model, not a curated record